Molecule: messenger RNA, 442 nt
Organism: Mesocricetus auratus (golden hamster)
Lineage: Eukaryota; Metazoa; Chordata; Mammalia; Rodentia; Cricetidae
Gene: Asdurf
Product: ASNSD1 upstream open reading frame
Exons: 4
Coding region: 83-373 (96 amino acids)
Source: RefSeq, a predicted model, not a curated record
GGCGGGGUCCACGGAGAGCACGCACGCCGGCUCUGGGAUCUCCGCCCUCGGUUCCCCUCCUGGCGUGCGGCUAGGCGUGGAGAUGCCCACCCGUGGGGUGCGAGCCGACGAUCGCGCCGCGCCGGUGCCCGCCCACACGUCGGCUGCACACACCGAGGCCCUUAGCAGCAAGAUUAAAGAACAAAAAAUUCUUGUGGAUGAACUUUCUAACCUGAAGAAGAAUCGGAAAGUAUACAAGCAGCAACAGAACAGCAAUGUAUUCUUCCUUGCAGAUCGAACAAAAAUGUUUUCCGAAAGCAAAAAUACUUUAGAUGAACUAAGAAAAGAAUACCAAGCAUUAGAAUACUCAGAGACAACCAGAGUCAAGAAGUAGUCACCGUGACUUCACAGAACCAUGUGUGGCAUUUGCUGUUGUGUAGGCUUCUCUGUUGAGCACUUCAGG